Molecule: messenger RNA, 1527 nt
Organism: Hyaloperonospora brassicae
Lineage: Eukaryota; Oomycota; Peronosporomycetes; Peronosporales; Peronosporaceae
Source: the annotation of a GenBank genome assembly
AUGAACGCCGGCACCGAUGACGGCGCGUAUGUUCCACGACGAAAGCGACGACGGGCAGACUUAUCGUCGUCGUCUGCAACGGUAUCGCAAGACAGCCACUCGAUCGGUCGCUCGACGCACGAAGCUUCGGCACAGCAGGAAGCAUCGUGGGUGCGUCAAGAACGAGGGAUCGUAGUCGAAGGCGAGCACCCGAUCCCGUCUCCAAUACGCAGUUUCGAUGAGCUUGAGCUGUCCCGAGACGCCAUGUCAGCAUUGCAGUCGCGUGGGGUGACGGCGCCAUCAGCUGUGCAGGCUCAGGCUCUUCCCUGCAUGUUGCAAGGUCGCGAUGUGGUCGCGCUGGCCCCUACUGGCAGUGGAAAAACGCUAUGCUACAUCCUCCCGAUGUUCAAAUUGCUGCAACGACUGCAUCAGCACGCGGGGCCUGCACUGUGGAAAGACCCCUCGAUGGCAUCGACGCCAACAGCACCUCGUGCGCUGGUCGUUGUGCCAACACGAGAGCUUGUCGACCAGGUCGUGCAAGAUCUCACGGCCUUCUUCCCUGGCCGAACGCCUUCACCGGUCGUGGGUGUUUAUGGCGGCAUUGCAGUGACGGAGCAGCUCUCUCAGCUGCAACAACGUGCGAGUGAUCCAAUGGUACUGGUGGCAACACCCGGGAGAUUACUGCACCUUGCGCUGCGUCAUGGCGCAACGCUGUCACUUGGACAGGUUUCUCUACUUGCAGUCGAUGAAGUGGAUCGCGUGCUGGAAGCUCCUGAGAUGGAGAUGCAGCUGCGUGAGAUCCUGCAGCUCGCAAACAAUGCUGGACGGCAGACACUGCUAUGUUCAGCAACGUUGCCUGUCUUUUUGCCACGACUGGCACGGUCGGCAGUGCUUCGGCCCGUCACGAUUCAUGUCGACGUGGCGAAUAUGCCGAGCCAGUAUCCAUCGACAUGGAGCACUGGCACGAAGGAUCCUUCGACUGUCAGGCUAGCGCUCUCCGAAUCGUCGGACGUGGCUCACGAUGUGCAGUUCAUGCACCCUGCGAAGAAAUCGACCCGACUACUUGGUGUGCUGCGUGCCACGAAGCAACCGCCAGUGUUAGUGUUUUGCAACACGCGUUCAAGCGUCGAGCGUGUAGCUCGCCUCUUGCAGGAUGAGCAAUUUCACGUCGCACCGCUCCACGGCGGGCAGUCCCAAGGCUAUCGCAUCCAAGCGUUGCGCGCUUUUCGAGCAGGCUACGUCGACGUCUUGGUGGCAACGGACAUGGUCUCUCGAGGACUUGACUUUCCCGGCGUCGAAACUGCAGUGCUGUUCGACAUCCCGAACACGAUCGAAGACUACAUGCACCGCUGUGGUCGUGUAGGCAGGCGGCAAACAGGGGACGAUACUGGAGGUUCUGGUGCCGCGGGAAAAGUGACGUCGUUUUUGACGCGCGAGUGCGCCAUUGCUGCGGAGCUGAAGCAGGUGCUGCUGGCAGCUAGACAGCCUGUGCCGCGCGAGCUGAACACUCCGAGACUCUUUCACCGAGUCGAUACGCUCGUCGACUAG